UACAUUCUUAUAUUCUAGCCCCCUGAAGAUCCAGAUCUUAUUUAUGUUACUUCAGUAUAGUAAGAGGAAGAGCUACAAUGUUUGUCCAGUAACUACUGCUUACUGCCAGCCUUUGAAGAACCAUACUGCUCUGAUUUAUCCCGGCCGCUGUUAUAUCAUGUGCGGUUGCAUGUUGUUUUGAACAAAUUUGGUACUUAAGAUUUUGUAAGACUUCUGGUGCAAUACUUGACGCACUGUGAGUUGGAGAAGCGAAAGCUGCUGAAGAAUGGAGCAGAUGGUAUAACGUUUUGAUUUUAAUAGAUAUUUGAAGCUACAGUCAUGAUUUUUGAAGAUUUCCAGCUCGAGAUCAGCGUGCUUGUGCUGUGUUUCCGAUGAAGUACAUCCUGGUAACCGGUGGUGUCAUCUCAGGCAUUGGCAAAGGGAUCAUUGCGAGCAGCAUUGGCACCAUACUGAAAUCAUGUGGUCUGCGUGUCACUGCAAUCAAAAUUGAUCCUUACAUAAACAUAGAUGCUGGAACCUUUUCACCAUAUGAACAUGGGGAAGUUUUUGUAUUGAAUGAUGGUGGAGAAGUUGACUUAGAUUUGGGAAAUUAUGAGAGAUUUUUGGACAUCAAUCUCUAUAAAGAUAACAACAUCACCACUGGAAAGAUAUAUCAACAUGUCAUUAAUAAAGAACGACAUGGUGAUUACUUGGGAAAAACCGUUCAAGUUGUUCCGCACAUCACUGAUGCAGUUCAGGAAUGGGUAAUGAAUCAGGCAAAAGUUCCAGUGGAUGAUGACAGAGAAGAGCCACAAAUUUGCGUAAUUGAGCUGGGUGGAACCAUUGGAGAUAUUGAAGGAAUGCCAUUUGUUGAAGCAUUUAGACAGUUUCAGUUCAAAGCAAAAAGAGAGAACUUCUGUAAUAUCCAUGUUAGUCUAGUACCACAGCCUAAUGCCACUGGUGAACAGAAGACAAAACCAACACAGAACAGUGUUCGAGCACUGAGGGGUCUAGGCUUGUCUCCAGACCUGAUUGUCUGCAGAAGUGCAAAACCUAUAGAAAUGGCAGUGAAGGAAAAGAUUUCCAUGUUUUGCCACGUGGAGCCUGAACAGGUGAUAUUUAUCCAUGAUGUUUCUUCCACUUACCGAGUACCAAUCCUAUUGGAAGAGCAAGGCAUCAUUAAGUAUUUUAAACAGAGGUUAAAUUUACCUAUUGAUGACCAGCCAAGUGAUCUUCUAAUGAAAUGGAAGAAAAUGGCUGACAGAUAUGAAAGGUUGCUGAAGGUGUGUUCCAUAGCUCUCGUUGGCAAGUACACAAAACUAAGUGAUUGCUAUGCAUCUGUUUUCAAGGCUCUGGAACACUCUGCGCUGGCAAUUAAUCACAAACUGGAUUUAAUGUACAUAGAUUCAACGGAACUUGAACGUUCUACUGAAGUGGAGAACUCUGUGAAAUACCACCAGGCAUGGCAUAAACUGUGCAAAGCAGAUGGAAUUCUGGUCCCAGGAGGGUUUGGAAUUAGGGGAACAGAAGGCAAACUCCAAGCCAUCUCCUGGGCAAGAACAAAGAAAAAACCUUUUCUUGGAGUUUGCCUGGGAAUGCAGUUAGCAGUUGUGGAAUUUGCAAGAAACUGUUUGAACUGGAAAGAUGCAAAUUCUACAGAAUUUGACUCAGACACAAAAACCCCUGUUGUUAUUGACAUGCCAGAACACAAUCCUGGAGAUAUGGGUGGAACAAUGAGACUGGGGAAGAGGAGGACUGUUUUCAAAACACAAAAUUCUGUUUUAAGGAAACUUUAUGGUGAUGAAACAUUUGUAGAGGAGCGACACAGGCAUCGAUAUGAGGUGAACCCGGAAUUGACUCACUGCUUUGAAGAGAAAGGUUUGAAAUUUGUUGGCCAUGAUACGGAAGGGAACAGAAUGGAAAUUAUUGAACUGGAGAAUCACCCAUAUUUUGUGGGAGUUCAGUUCCACCCAGAGUUUUCCUCAAGACCUAUGAAACCUUCUCCUCCAUACCUUGGACUGUUGCUUGCAGCAACUGGGACACUCAAUGCAUACCUGCAACGUGGAUGUAAAUUGUCUCCAAGGCACGCAGCACCAGCAAACUGUGGAAUGAAUGUACAGGAGCCACGCAAAAACAAAUUGAACAUACUGUUCAGUGACAGCUACAGUGACCUCAGUGAUGACAGCUCUCCGGAAAAAGAGUUUCCUAAUUCAGAAACAAGCUGAAAUGAUUCUGUGAGAACACAGAAAUGGAUGAGGCUAUAGAGAAAGUUGGGAAGAGGACAAUAUUGAAUAGAAGAAAGUAGAAGAGAAAGCAGCUUAUGGUCCUCAUAGUGUCUCCUCCUAUACUGUUUUCAAUAAUUCUCUUUACAGAUGACAAUUUCACUGUCCUGUAGCAAAAACUGUUCUGUAUAAAUGCUGUUUCUCUUUAAAAAUGACAAAAUGGUUGUGCACCUUAGCUGUUAAUCUUUAUUGACCUUGUCCCAUAUUUCAGAAUGAUCUCAGGUGAAUAUGUAUUAAUUCACUAGCUCACAACUGUUCUUGAUUUGAAGGAAGAUUUGAUUGUUUUCAGUUCGCCUUAGAACAGGAAGAUAAAAUGCAUUAGUUCCUGUGAAAGAGCGGGAAUGCACUAAACAAUUUAAGGGAAAAUUGGCUUAUCCAUGAGCAGUAGAGAACUGUUUCAGGUUGGUUUCCCUGUUAAGCUUGUUGUAUAUAUGUAUUUUUUUUACUGUUUUGCUGUUCAAUAUGUACAAAUAAGAAAUUGUUGCUGUAUUUCA
Phalacrocorax carbo (great cormorant) is the source of this 2755-nucleotide messenger RNA. NCBI's taxonomy places the organism in Eukaryota, Metazoa, Chordata, Aves, Suliformes, Phalacrocoracidae. The record is from RefSeq and is a predicted model, not a curated record.